Messenger RNA from Triticum aestivum (bread wheat), 3528 nucleotides. Its product is annotated as OVARIAN TUMOR DOMAIN-containing deubiquitinating enzyme 1. Gene Ontology annotation, cellular component: nucleus. The transcript has 10 exons. Gene Ontology annotation, molecular function: ubiquitin binding; cysteine-type deubiquitinase activity. The record is from RefSeq and is a predicted model, not a curated record. Bases 2615 to 3367 code for a protein of 250 amino acids. NCBI's taxonomy places the organism in Eukaryota, Viridiplantae, Streptophyta, Magnoliopsida, Poales, Poaceae. Gene Ontology annotation, biological process: protein K48-linked deubiquitination.
UCCAAUGCGUUCUUGAUUUGGGAAUUUGCAAGAAACCUAGUACGUUCUCGAUUUGGGAAUCAUUUCUGUGGAUGUUUUGACCAAGAAAGAUUGAUCUUGGACUUGUGUGUUUGAAUCUUUGAUUAUGGUUGCAAUUUUAACAGUGCACAGGCUUGGAAAGAUUCACGAAUGUAGGUUCUUGUAGGUGUCCAUGCUUAGAAAGAUUCGUCAAUUUGGAUUUUCUGCAUCGUCUUAUACUUGUCUAAUACCCUGCAAAUAUACAACCUACUGUCUCUUAGAUAACAAAAAGAAAUGUGAGAGUUGAUAGCAUAUAUUAUGCUUUCCCUACUUUCUUGCUAACUCUGUUGGGGAUGCCAAUGAUUUACAUGGUCGGUCUUAUGCAAGGCUUGUAAAAUCAUAGCACUGUUAAAGUCCUAUAUGAUUGCCUCUUUCAGACGUAAGCUGGAAAAUAAAUUAAAAUUUACUCCCUCCAUCCCAAAUAUAAUAUCGUUUUCCAAGCUAUAUUGUGGGACGGAGGGAGUAUAUCUUGCUUCUGCACCUCUUUAUAUUCCAUAUUGAAAUGUCCCACACAAAAAAUUCCAUAUUGAAAUUUGCGUGCUUCUGUGUGUGGAGUUGUGUUAUUGAUGAAAAGUUUUGGCUUUGCUCGAGCAAACCCAUGACUUCUAUCUUUGCAUACUUUUUCUUGGACGUGUACAUAGCCCAGGCCGUCUUUAGAGUGUAGCAUUGUACUAUGCUAAAUGGCAUUUGUUCAUAGUCACUUCUUAUGGAUUUCACAUUUAGCAGUCCAUGUUAUCUUUUGGCUUUAUAUGAAUUUUAGCAUUAUAAAUUAGCCAAAUGUAGAAAAAUAGAAUAUUGGCAUAGAUAGGCAGCAACAGAAACAUGAAUAGUCUGCACCCUUUUCUUUUCAAAAAGGGUGCAAUUCCCCGGCCCUAUGAAAAUGUCUGUACCUGUGAAGGUCUAGCUGAGAAUUUUGUUUGUCACAAAUCUUGCUAAUUUAAAUGUCAGAUAUUUAUUAUCCAACAUUUUUAGAAUUCCGUAUAAACUUAAUUUGAACCGUACCACCAAUUUCUUUGUUAAAUAUUAGAUUUGUUGCCAGCUAUGCAAUGGCUACUUUUUUUUGUUGCAUUUUUACAAAGCCGAUGUUUACAAUCGAUCUUAGGUAUCAAUAACAGAUACUGUUAUCAGAUAAGCUACUCUACAAUGGUUUGCUUACUUUCUUCAUGAACCCUCUUCUAUGCUUGAAAUACUUAGUGCUCUUGAAGUCCCAUAUGCUUGGCUCUUUCAGGUAUAAGGUGAAAUUUUUUGUUGGCUGUAUAAAAUUCACCAUCUCGUAGAUGUCAAAACAAAAUGUGAGUCCACACCAGAUAUUAUAAGUUCAGCUACGCUUGGUGGUUUCUGUAAUUUCUUGCUUAGUCCAUUGGGGAUGUCAAUGGUGCUUCUUCAUUUACAUGACCAGUCUUCUUUGCUUCAACUUCAAGGCUUGUAAAAUCUUAGGGCUGUUAAAGUCCCACAUGAUCGCCUCUUUCAGGCAUAAGGUGGAAAAAAAUUAAAAAAAUUGUCUUGUGCACCCCAGUAUAUUCCAUAUUGAAAUGUGUGUACUUCUAUCUGUCGAGUUGUGUGUUAUUAAUGAAUAGUUUCGCUUUGCUCAAACAUAAGUUUGUAGCACACCAAUAUUUACAGUUCUUUGCUUUCUCAAGUUUCCGCUUUUCUUAUAAGAGCUCUUUUACAGUACCCUGGUAUUCCAAAACCAUACACCGGAGUACCAAGCAUAUCUGGCCGUCCAUGGUCAAGGGCUGUUUAGUCAUUUCUUCUAUGGUAAUUUGUUUUUUUUUUCAUCCUCUGGUGGCUACCGUCCCGAUCAUUCAGCUACCAGAACAAGAAAAUCCCGGAAGAGUGGCGGUGCCGCCUUCAGCCGAAUACACUUCUCCGCCGCACGCUGCUCUGCCCUCCAGCACCGAUCGCUCAACUCCGCAGCUCGUAUGGCAUAUCGUGUUGCCCCGGGCGCGCCGAUUGAUUUGUCUUCGUGCCGCUUGCUUGAGAUUGAUUUCUCACGCGCUGACGUCUGGAUCAGGAAAACUAGGAGUACGGAUGAAAUCAGGGGCAGCAGAUUCGUCCUCAAUUGAUUGCUCCCGAAUACUACUGAAGUUGUUAAUUCAUGUAUAGAUGAACUAGAAUAAUUUGUAGAACGAGUAUGGCUGUGAUGAAAUAGCAGGCGAGACAUUUUUCUACUAAUUCGUUCAUACAUCCAACUUAAAUUUCUCCCAGGAAACGAUCAGUCAUGGGGACCUGAACGGCGUGGGUCUUUUUCAGGCUCAUCCCCGGCUCCUCGCCCACUACGGACAUGCAGCAGCUGCCUUGGGACGGCAUGCAAGUCGCUCCAACCCCAGGGUGGUGGUGCCGUGGUGGUGGCCGGCAAUCCAAGCACCGGCCGCCAUGAAUAAAAUAGGGUUUGGUAAAAACGAAUGACUUGUUUAGAUGCUGAAUACUCGGAGGUUACCGGUGGGAGAAAAAAGACACAAAAAAGAUUCUGGAAGCUCCUUUUUGGAGUCACGAGGCAUCUGAUGCUGUGAGGGCUUCUUGGAGAGACGAGUACGAAGCUUGUGAUGAUUUUUCUAUGGUUUUGCAGACAUCACAAAAUGGCUGCAGAAAAAUUCUUCAAAAGGAACCUUUAUCAUCUCUACCGCAUGAGUUUGAAAACGAAAUUAUGAAAGAUAAGGCCAAAAAGCUUUUGGCUAAUUACUCUGAAUAUCGGAAGGUACCUGGAGAUGGGAGUUGCUUUUACAGAUCGUUCAUAUACUCAUACCUGGAGCAGCUUGUGAAAGUAUCUCAUGAGGAGGAGCUACGUUUACUUGGUGCACUUGAACCAAUGUGGGAGAAAUUCCAAAGGCUUCAUUUGCCUGGUUCAUAUUCUGAUCUUCAUGAUCCUUUUGUGGGCUUUAUACUGGAAUGUAUGGAACAAAAACAAAAACUGUCAGUAAGUGGCUAUCAAGAGUGGCUUUUCCAGGAGAGUCAAAAUGAGCAGAAGUUUGCGAACAUACUUUUGUAUCUUCGACUUGUGACAGCUAUUGAGAUAUGCACUGAGGUUGAAACUUUUAAGUCAUACAUAACCGAACUUGGUCAAGGAAUGCCUGAUGCAAUAGGGUACUGCCUGGAGGAGGUUCUCCCAGUGGAGGAAGAUGCACAACAAGUGAAUCUCACUGCGCUCACCAAUGUCCUACAGGUGCCACUUCGAGUUGUUAACAUUGACGUUUCACCGAUUGAGGAGCUUAACAUCCACAUCAUCUACGAGUCACCAGAUUCCUCGGUUCCUACUGUGACACUACUGUAUAGACCAGGGCAUUAUGAUAUCAUCUACGAGAAGUCAUAGCUGUAGACUGUAGUAACAGAUAUCAUAUGACAUGUCACGGAAGAGUUGCUGGCCGCGUUGCGAUAUACUGUACUCUUGUUGUGUACAUCAGCUGCACAUAUGCACUAUUACUGUUUUCCUUCCUUAUAUAUGUGGGGUGAAGAACUACAGGAAAUUGCAUU